Nomascus leucogenys (northern white-cheeked gibbon) is the source of this 859-nucleotide messenger RNA. RefSeq names its product PAGE family member 2B (gene PAGE2B). The coding region runs from base 98 to 754 and encodes 218 amino acids. NCBI's taxonomy places the organism in Eukaryota, Metazoa, Chordata, Mammalia, Primates, Hylobatidae. The record is from RefSeq and is a predicted model, not a curated record. The transcript is spliced from 8 exons.
CUUCUGUCCACCCAGAGCUCUGCGAGGAGAGAGAGUGCCUUCAUUCUUUCCGCCAUCUUGAUUCUUUGUCACUGACCGAGACUCAGCCGUGGGAAAUAUGAGUGAGCAUGUAAGAACAAGAUCCCAAUCCUCAGAAAGAGGAAAUGACGAAGAUUCUUCCCAGCCAGUUGGAUCUGUGAUUGAGCCCACUGAGGAAAAACGUCAAGAAGAGGAACCACCAUCUGAUAAUCAGGGUAUUGCACCUAGUGGGGAGAUCGAAAAUGAAGGAGCACCUGCUGUUCAAGGACCUGACGUGGAAGCUUUUCAACAGGAACUGGCUCUGCUUAAGAUAGAGGAUGAGCCUGGAGAUGGUCCUGAUGUCAGGGAGGGGACUCUGCCCACUUCUGAUCCCACUAAAGUGCUGGAAGCAGUGGGAAAUAUGAGUGAGCAUGUAAGAACAAGAUCCCAAUCCUCAGAAAGAGGAAAUGACGAAGAUUCUUCCCAGCCAGUUGGAUCUGUGAUUAUCCAGCAGCCCACUGAGGAAAAACGUCAAGAAGAGGAACCACCAUCUGAUAAUCAUGGUAUUGCACCUAGUGGGGAGAUUGAUAAUGAAGCAGCGCCCGCUGUUCAAGGGCCUGACAUGGAAGCUUUUCAACAGGAACUGGCUCUGCUUAAGAUAGCAGAUGAGCCUGGAGAUGGUCCUGAUGUCAGGGAGGGGACUCUGCCCACUUUUGAUCUCACUAAAGUGCUGGAAGCAGGUGAAGGGCAACUAUAGGUUUAAACCAAGACAAAUGAAGACCGAAACCAAGAAUAUUGUUCUUAUGCUGGAAAUUUGACUGCUAACAUUCUCUUAAUAAAGUUUUACAGUUUUCUGCAAAGA